AUACUAAUAGACAUUGAGUUAAAGUUUGAGCUAUGAACACAAUAUAUAGAUUUGCCUGCCAAGGAAAUGUCUCCCUAAUCAAACGUUUUAUACCCAGUACGAGAACGUUUAAAAGUGAUUUAAAAAUUAAGUGGGUUAGACCCGAGAAAAUACCGUGCAUUGAUCCUAGAAAAAGUGGCGAUGUAGAGCCUGUAAUGUACCCAAAUUCAAAAAAAUUGCCACUUGAAUUUAAAGAUUCAGAUAUAGUUAGCAAUGUGGAGGAGUCGGUUUUAGAUAUGUUCUCAAUAGGAAAAAGCCGCCGACGCCUUACAUGUGAACUAACUAGAGAAAAUAUGAAAGACAGGGUUCGGAGGCAUAAAUAUGAUGAGAGUUCCCGAGAAACAAGGAUUGCAGACAUGACAGCAAGAAUUCGUUGUUUACAAGAUAGAAUGAAGGAAAAUCCGCAUGAUGGCAAAUGCCGGGCUUUACUUAAAGAAUUAAUUGAUAAACGUAAGAAAUUUUUGAAAUACCUUAGGAGAUGGGACUACAAAAGAUUUGAGUGGAUAUUAGAAAAAUUGAAUAUUGUAUAUAAACCACCACCAAAUCAUUUUCACUGGAUAACGAGGAAAGAAUCAUUGCAAAAACUAACUAAUAUAUAUUGUGAUGAGUUGAAAGCUAAAAGAUUGGCAGCCUAUGAAAACUUAUUAAAAGCAGAGCAAGAAGGCUUUCUAAAAAGAAAAAUUUCUAUUAUGGAACAAAUCAUGAAGGAUCAGAAAGAAUGUGGACUACCUGUUACAAUUAAAGAAGAAAAUUUGAAAAAUGUUCAAAGACAAUUAAAAAAUCUGUUUGAAAAAAAAUCUGUUUCUAAAGAAGCAUCUUUGUAAAAAUGAAUAUAAUAUAUAAGAUCUAUAUUAGCAUACAAAUAUGUGA
This is a messenger RNA of Ctenocephalides felis (cat flea), 909 nucleotides long. RefSeq names its product 28S ribosomal protein S15, mitochondrial (gene bonsai). Gene Ontology annotation, cellular component: ribosome. The transcript is spliced from 5 exons. Bases 33 to 863 code for a protein of 276 amino acids. Gene Ontology annotation, biological process: translation. Gene Ontology annotation, molecular function: structural constituent of ribosome. Lineage: Eukaryota; Metazoa; Arthropoda; Insecta; Siphonaptera; Pulicidae. The record is from RefSeq and is a predicted model, not a curated record.